Molecule: messenger RNA, 2411 nt
Organism: Spodoptera frugiperda (fall armyworm)
Lineage: Eukaryota; Metazoa; Arthropoda; Insecta; Lepidoptera; Noctuidae
Product: juvenile hormone acid O-methyltransferase
Exons: 5
Coding region: 22-1011 (329 amino acids)
Molecular function (GO): S-adenosylmethionine-dependent methyltransferase activity
Source: RefSeq, a predicted model, not a curated record
CAUGUGACUCGCUGCCUACAAAUGCGUAGUUCAAACGCCAUACCAAAUUAUAAACUGUAUUUUCUUGCACUACGUCGUUUGUUUUUCCCGUAUAAAUACGUAUAUGAACAGUUCAUUCAAUCAAUUCAGUUUACAUCAUUGAUAGUGGCGCACUCCCAAUGUAUUAAAGUUCAGUGUCGAAGGAAAUCAAUCACAAUGAACGAUCCAGAACUGUAUAACGUGGCUAAUUCACUGCAAAAGAAUGCAGCAGUCCAAUGCCUCAAUGAAUAUGCGAAGAAAAUUAACUGGAAGAAUAUUGGAGAUAGCGCUAUUGACCUAGGCUGUGGCGAUGGCAGCGUCACUGUUAUCUUAAAGAAAUACAUGCCUAGCAACUAUAAGAAACUAGUCGCCUGUGACAUAAGUGAAAAAGCCGUCAAAUAUGCAAAUGAACAUCACAGUGAUGAAGUCACCAUGUUCAAGGUGAUGGACAUCCAGGGAGACCUGCCCGAGGAAAUGCAUUCAGCGUUCCAUCACGUGUUCUCUUUUUAUGCAUUGCACUGGAUACGAAAUCAAGAGAAAGCGUUUAGAAAUAUCUACAAUCUUCUAGACGAAGGCGGAGACUGCCUUCUCACCUUCCUCGGGUACGCUCCGUUGUACAGCGUGUACAGCAUACUGUCACAGUGUUCUAAAUGGGAGUCCUGGUUGAAAGACGUUAAAAAGUUCAUAUCACCAUAUCACGAUAUGCAGGAACCAGAAAAGAAAGUCACGCAAAUGAUGCAAGAAAUAGGCUUCAGAAAUAUCGAUGUGAAAUGCAAGGAAAUGCGUUUUGAGUUUGACAGCGUAGAAGCUAUGAAAAACACUGUAAAAGCCAUCGAGCCUUUCGACAUGCCAAAAGAUGUGUAUGAAGAGUUUAUGCAAGAUUACUACUCGGUGGCCCAAGACAUCGGUGUCGUAGAAAUAAAUAACAAUAACAUCGGAGACACCUCGAUCAAUUGUUCCUAUUCUCUACUCGUCGUAUGCGCAAGCAAAUGAUUGGCAGGCACCAAUAAGAACCUUAAAAUUAAGUGAAACCAUAGUGAAAUUAUUCUGGCAAUUCCGCCUAAGAUCUGAUUACCAUAACCGCCUAUUUUGUACUUUCCUCCUAGUUUUAAAUACAAAUAAGUAAGUACUACAUUCAAAAAGAAGCUUUUUUAGCUAAACAUAAUUUUGAUAAAUACACUUGGGAGCAAAGAAAUGGAGCCACUAGCGCUUUUUUUAACUUUAAAAAACACUCUAUUUACACUUUUAAAAAAGGUAAUUAAUUAAAUUGCCUUUCAUACGACACACAUACGUUGCCUGUUAAGACAACAAUUGUAUCAGAAAAUAUUGAUCAAGAAAUGAAAAAGGAAAAACGCUAGUGACUCCGUUUCAUUGCUCCCAAGUGUAGAUAAUAAGUAAAAAUAAGUUAUUUCGCAAUAAAUAGUGACGUCUUUGGUAUCCAAAGAAUUAGACUUUAGUAUUUUGAAAUACAUUACAAUGCAACAGUUUCAAUAGUUUUCCGGGGUCGAGAGUGCAUCUCUAUUUCUAUGCAGUCAUAUGAUAAGAAACUACGCCGUGAUCACACAACUAAUACCAAUCAGAUCAAUGUAACAGUAAAAAUUCAUGUUAACAAGAAUGUAUCUUAUAGAGCCUAUACUUAUAAUGUAGGAAAAAACCCGAACACAAAUAUUUUUAACUAAAACACGUUUAGAGGAUAUUACUUAAGGUUUGAAGCAAAUAUAAAGUACCUAAGGCCUUUAGAGAGAGUGUGUGAUUUUCCUUAUAACAAUACAAUUCCUUUGAAAACCAAAAACACAAAGAUAUUUAUAAGCCUACUAACAAACGCUGGAUAUUUUUCCGCUCAUAUUGGAUUCUCUUCUAAUAUUUUGCAAGAAAUCACAAUCAAUCAAAUGUUACUUUUGUACAUAGCAACUAAUUUUGCGACUCAUUAUUUUUCAAGCAAAUAUGAGACUAGUAGAGGCUUUAUUUUAAGUGUGACAAUGGUAUAGUAAUAAUUUAAGACAUAGGUAUUUAUUAAAAUAUUUCUAAGAACAUUAAGUGUGGUGAUAGAUCGAUCAUUUUAUUUAACAUACAAGAUACUUAAGCUGUCAUAAAUUGGUACUUAAUUCUGGAGGUUAUUGACUUAUAUUGAAUCAAAUAUACCAAUGCAAAUGGCAUCCUAAUGACAUCAAAUUAAUGACUGCUUAGACAAGGCUUUGGGCGGGUGACUAACUGACUGACAUAAAACAAAAAACUGUAUAUGAUCACUUCUAAUUUAUGACACUUUCUAGUGCAGUUUCUUUUCCAAAAUUGGUAAUGAUUAUGGAAAGUGUCUAGAGCAAACACUGUGACCUCGAUCAGUGUAUGACCUGAUCAAAAACGAACUCCAAAAGUUUAAAAUACUUAAUUUUAAU